AUGGGGAUCCCAGGGGCAUUCACUGUAGCUGCCCAGUCCUUCGUGUAUCGUGUGGCCAUGCCCAGCCUGGACCUGGUGCACAAGAUGCGGGGCAAGGAGGCAGCAGGACCCGAGGACAAAGCGGUGUGUGCUGCUGCCAGCAAGGUGCCCAAGAGGCAGGUCCUUCAUCCUCUCUGUCAUCCCUUCACGGGGCAACGCUCCCGAGCACAGCGCCCUCAGUACCACACACACGUGGAAAAUGUUGGAGCAGCAUAG
This is a messenger RNA of Rangifer tarandus platyrhynchus (Svalbard reindeer), 255 nucleotides long. The record is from the annotation of a GenBank genome assembly. Lineage: Eukaryota; Metazoa; Chordata; Mammalia; Artiodactyla; Cervidae.